Molecule: messenger RNA, 594 nt
Organism: Aplosporella prunicola CBS 121167
Lineage: Eukaryota; Fungi; Ascomycota; Dothideomycetes; Botryosphaeriales; Aplosporellaceae
Exons: 1
Coding region: 304-492 (62 amino acids)
Source: RefSeq, a predicted model, not a curated record
GUGCGAAGUUCACGAGAGAAGUGGUAAGAUAAACGUAUGUCAGGGUUCGUAUGUAUGCCUGCGGUGUAUAUGCAGGUUCAUGGUCAGUGAUCUGGCCACGGCGAUUGUCGUUACCAGCGGAGCCAUCCCCCGUAAGUCCCUGGUAUUGGCAUUGAGAAAUAGGAUGAUUGUAGUGGCGUGACUAUUGUCCGCGAAGCUUAAAGUAGUGUCCUGAUUGCGUCUGGCGACUUCUGCCGUUUACUCCCAACGUCGCGUUGUGCAUUCAUGACAUGGUUUAGGUUGUGAGACGUAGGCGCAGGAGACAUGCACUCUCGGCCCUUUCCGGCCACGCCUGCUUUUCUUAUCUGGAUUUUCAAUGCCUUACAGUGUGUCCUCGUGCCGCUCGUUUUAUUGACCUGGAUCUUUUCCGCUUUCCAUCAUGGAAAAGGAAUUCUUCGACGAAGGUGCUUUUACGGUCCUUGUCCAAUGAGUUUGCACCGAAAAAUUCGAUAGGACCUUCCACUAUCGUAUCUACUUGCGAAUACUCGGACGGCAAACUCGCUAUUGUCCUUGUUGUAGUGCCUGUAGGGGAUUAAAGAUAGCACUUAUCUCAAG